AAUAAUAAUAAUAGCACCACUGAUAAAAUUGUCUUUUAUAAAUAAGAUAUAGAAAACUUACGCAAAUAUCAAUUCGGAUGUACGUACGCAUCGAGUGAAGACUACGUACAUGUAUAUAGGGCAGUUUUAAGUUAACAUGUAUAAUUAGGCAUUAAGUGUUCACUCAAUGUGUUUGUGCAUUUAAUAUGUCAGAAUUAAUGUCUAGCUAAAUCAGUGCCUUUGUUUUGUUCGUUUGUUUGCUGUUGUUUUUUUUAAUUUAUUUUUCAGGAAAAUAUCAAACAUGAACGAGAUCUGUAACUAUAUUUCAGUUAUUUUCAUACUGCAUGUUGUUGAUGAUCAGUUUGUUUAAUUUAUAGUUAAAUGUUGCAACAUUUUUACACAUUUUAAAUCUUAUGUUACAAUUUGCAUGAGAUUGUUUUUGUUUUUUGAUAAGUUAUUGAAAAUUUAAUUGUAGUUGUAGUUUCUGUCUAAUCUAUAGUUAUUCUUCUACUUCCACUUACGUAGCUAAAUUUUUUUUAAAUUACUUGGACUAGAUCUAUUCUAACUAUGUUAACUUAACUUUAAUAAAAAUUUGAGCCCUUAAGGAGUUUUAGAAAUGUAUGUACAAUGUUUACUUACUAUAAUAUGUGAAAAUAUCUUUGAUAAGAUCGUGUUUGAUCUAUAAGUAAAAUUCUGUUAUAAUUAUUUUUUCAACUUCCCGGUAUGUUAGAUACAGCUUUUUGUUACUUCAUUUGUAAGUAAUGUCAAAUAAUUACUGUAUGCAAAAUAUUUCAGGUACAGUAUAAUGUACAUUUCUCAACACGGCGAUUACAAAGUCAUCGGUAUCUCAAAUUAAGAUACAUAUACAUAUUGUAUGUGCCUUUAUAGAAUAAAUUUAGAUUUUUGAUAUGUUUUCAUGUUCUCAUUAUCGUUUUAAGUUACUGUAUCUUGUAAUUUUGCAAUGGAACGAAAAGCAAUGUUAUUUUACACAUUUGUUCUUUGAUGAAAUUCUUCACAAACCUGUUUUCUCACUCCUGUCAUUACCACCUUAUUAUCAAUUAAUUGAGGAAUAAAUGGCGGAGAGUACAGAGCACCGACAUUAACAACAUUUCUGUUGGGUAGGAUUAAAAAAAAUAUUGACAAUAGAAGUGCGGACUACCUGCAUUUGUAUGUUAAAAACAAAUGUAACAAAAUACAACUAUUUUUCUUUGUCGGUAAACAAAUUAUCACCUGGUGAAGUUAGAUAUGAUUGGGUCAUUUAAGCAACCAAUCUGCACUUAUUUUACUUUCUUCCAUUUUUGAAAUGAAUAAAAGGACAGUUACAGCUUCAAUCCUUCCAUUCAGUUAUUACUGUCUACAUUGUUGCAUUACAUUAUUAUCUAAGCCGUUUGUGUUCAAAAGGAUUAAUAACUUCAUCUCGUUCUAUAUAGUUUUAGUGUAAAGAUCUAUUUUGAAAGUGUUAAAUAUUAUAUAAAUACUUUUUGUGAAACUUUGUACAACAAUGGCUUACCGUCCACUCACAAAACCCACAGAUACCCAUUUCUCGUGCGGUAUAGAUGCGACAAUAAACUUCAGAUCAGAACAUCCGGAUUUAUCCGAAGUGAAGAGAUUGCCAUUGACGAAACUUAGGACAUUCAGUGGGGGAACAAGGGCCAGGUAGAUGUCGCUGUUAUAAUCGCAUCUGGUUCAGAGAAGGACAUGCGGGCCCGUAUGACCAAAGAGCAGAGUUCAGGGAAACAAAGGAGCAAACCGCAAAAGAGGAAGGCAACGGAAUCAGUCAAAACUCCGAGUGGUAAACCGGCAGCUAAAGUACUUGAUGCAUGUUCUCCUCCAGGCUAUUACCCAUCGACGACUGUGCAGGUGACCGGAAACAGCAUCACCGUAACCACAACGACGUCUGCCCACAGUACGCCGGUGACGUCUGUGUCAACUGCUCCAGUGCCGGCAGCUACACCUGCCCAUGAAGCUGCCAACAGACUUGCGCCAGAGCCCAUAGAUCCACUACCGUCUGUGCCCGAUGCAUGUUCUCCUCCAGGCUAUUACCCAUCGACGACUGUGCAGGUGACCGGAAACAGCAUCACCGUAACCACAACGACGGCCGCCAACAGUUCAUCGGUGACGUCUGUGUCAUCUACUCCAGUGCUGACAGCUACACCUGCCCAUGAUGCACUCACACCAUCCACACCGUCGCGACCAGAGUUUAGCUUUCGAUCAGUACGACCAACCUCAGGUAACCAGUUGCUUACUUACCUUCAGGGCAUAGACGCUGCCCAGGGAUCGCUUAUGAAAGAAGUUGAAAAGUUGAAGAAACAGGGCGAGGCGACAUCCAGGAAAUACAACGAAAUUAUAGACAAUCAGAGGGCAAUCAGGAAAUUACUCGAGAGAUUAGUGGCCCAGGGAUCGGUUCCUUCUGGAAUAACCGAGACUGCAGAAGCAGCACAAGACCUUCGGUCUGAUGGCAUACCAGACCACUACACGAUCGACGAGGGGGUACUGCAGCAAAUGGUUGCCGACUCUCACUGCCCGGGAAACUUUGCGGGAAAACUUGUGCUUAGGUUCUUUCCGGAACUCUUCGGAAUCGGGAAUUUAAGGUUCCAAUAUAAUUGGUACGAUGGCGGAAAGCUUCAGAAAAGUGAACUGUGUCCUGUUAGGAAGUGUGCUAUAAGGAAGUAUGUAACGUACUACUACCCAGACGUAUCUUCAGAAAUAGUGUGGAAGGAACGCGUUGUUCCCAAAAUCAAUGAACUGUUGAGACGACAGACUCGCAAUCAGCGGAAGGAGAGGCGGAGGGCCAAGUCCGAGGUUGAGGCUGAAAAUGACCAGGCGCCGUUGACAGACUUGUCACUGGGUACAUUUAUGAAUUUCCUAAACAUGGAUUGAGAUGAGGACGCACCCCCUUGGUCAUGAACCAUGAGGCCAUUUGUCGUUUUUCAGUGUAGGCACUGUAGAUAAGUGUUUUAUUUGUUUUAUGUUUCAUGUUCAUGCCCUUGUUAUUUUGUUCACAUGUAUUGAUAUUUGUGUCUAUGUGUAAUUGUCUGCAUCUUUUUAUGUUUUUUAUUUGUCUCCGUUUGUAAAUAUAUGUAUAUUGCUGUAUAUAAUGUUAUUUGGUUAUGACUCAUGAGUGUAUUCGCCUCAAAUUUGUGUAAGCAUUGAUAAGUGUUUUACUUUUUUUCUUCAUGUUCCUGUUAUUUUGUCUACAUGUGUAAGCGUCUAUGUAUAAUUGUGUGCUUGUUAUUAUGUCUUUGUCUCAUUAUGUAAAUGUAUGUAUAUUGCUGUAUAAUGUUAUUCUUAAUAGAUGAGUUUUAUAUGGUUGAAGAAAAUAAAAGAAAAACUUCCGACUUUUCAUUGUUUGAUGUAAUAGUAGUGUUUGGUAUAAAACUACCAGUAGUUGAGUCCAUGUAGUUAUUAAUCUUGAAUCCCUACAAAAAAAGCUACGUCUUCAUGAUGGUUAGCAACAAUUGUCCUUAUCAAUGUGAAAAGUGGGAAAACCACGCUAAGACUUCCUAUGAAUAUGUACAAAACAUGCUAGGAUUUAAUAUCACAGUAAAGCCGGUCUAGGUCUGACACUUACAUAUUAGGAAAAUGGUUAAGUACGGACAAAGGUUGUUGGGGAAUUAACAUCCGUAUACCAAGGCCCUGGAUGCAAACUGGAUCUGAAGAAAUCAAGCAAAACAAUUUAUUAUUGUCGGUACAUGUUAACAUGGUUAAAUACUGAUGCGAUGCAAGUUGCAAGAACUAAUGUAACUUACUUUUAUCCAAUAUUUAGAAUUAAUAUGCAUUGAAUCUGCACACGUACUUGUACAUAAUGUUAUGAUAUCCGUACGCUUCAUGCAGUUAACGAAGUAUGAUCACAUUCUAAUACAUCUAUUAUAAAAUUUAAAAAAAAUAUAAAAUACUAAAAAAUCGUUGAAAUUUAAUAAUAUUUAUACAUGUUUUUUUGUAUCAUAGGCCUACAUAUUUAAUUUUUAAGUUAAACAAUGUUAGUAAUAUUAGUGAAUAAACUGAACAAAUGAAAUCUUGAAAGAAAAUGUAAACUACUUCAAACAUCAUUGAAAUUUACUCCUGUAUUUAAUAUUUAUGUAAAACAAUAUUGGUACUUAUAGUAAAUAAAACAAACAAAUAAAAAAACUUUGAAUUUCUCGCAUGCAUAAUCACCUCAAUCAGCAUUGAACUAUAGAAACCUGUUAAUAACAAGAACAGUAUUUUUAACGGGUAUAUAAUAAACAGAAAACAUUUGAUCAACAUAUAGGGUGAUAAUAUAAUUAUACUUAGAUUCCGACAAUUACCUGAAAUGUACGACGUGAUUAUUGUUUUUCACAUAAUAAAUAUGAUUUUUAAACAAAUCAAAUAAUUUCUCUCGUUAUUUAAACCUACAGGACUCGGUUUUAAUAGAAAUAUCUGCAUUUACAUUUUGUUAAUAGAAAUUAUAAAUGACACCAUUAUUAUUGAUUUAUCGAUUGAACACGGAGAUGCAUCGUGUCCGGACACUGCAAAUCACCACGUUCACAUCGCUGCGCAUUGCAGUGCAGACUGAAAUAAACGAACACAGUGUCCGCUCAGGACUGCUAGCGUGUCCGGGACACCACAAUUGAACACGCUCGUUAAGUUUUUGUCGCGAGGGUCGCGUGACAACUUGACUUUUCAUCUUGGACGUACUGUACAUCUGUCAAGUUCUAUUUUCUCGUUGAUUAUUCAGAGAAGAAAGCUGAUUGUAUGACCAAGUUUGUGUACAAGUACAGAAAUGCAUGACUUCACUUCACGUAAAGAUAGGACUAGAAGAAUAAAGUUUAAAUCUCUCACCUGACUGACCAGGACUCGAGCUUAAGGACUGCCCUAUUGCCUGGGGUAGGCAAAAGAAGUUUGGGCAAGCCAAAAACCAUACUCAGUUGCCCGUCAAGCAGUGAAAUAUAUGACAGAUCCCAAGAAAUACUUCUCUGAAAAUCAUGUACCACUGUUUUUGAAGCUAAACUGCACUGCAAUAUCUCAUCACAUCACCAUACAUUGGACAACUAAAGAUUGGGUUUGGGCAAGUACAAAAAUAGCAGCUGAAGUUGCCCUAUGGCUAUGGAUGACUGCUCUACAGAGUUGAAGUCAAGCCCUGCUGACCUGAGUCCCAAACCAGAAUUCCGACAUCCCUGUAUGCAAAGGGAGACUCCAAAGAGAAAUCUUGCUUUGUUCACAUAAACUUUAUAUCAUUUUAUGUGCUGAAUCUACUAGGUAGGGAUGGAUUGACUAAAAAACUUAAUACUUUUUGGGGUUUAUUUUGAUCUUUGUCAUGAUUUUGGCAAGUAGUUAUUGAAAACCAAAAAAAAAUUUAUUGGAUGCCAUUCAAGUCGCUUAAUCCUGUGAAAUAUAUUUCUUGUGAAUGUUCAGCUGUCACUCUGUGUUGAGCUGAAUGAGCAGGUGCAAUUUUAUACACGACAUGCUUGUCUCUUUUUUAAAUGCCAUGUGUCAUCAUAUAUAACGUUUUUGUUGU
Messenger RNA from Mercenaria mercenaria, 5455 nucleotides. RefSeq lists its product as uncharacterized. The record is from RefSeq and is a predicted model, not a curated record. Bases 1678 to 2859 code for a protein of 393 amino acids. Gene Ontology annotation, molecular function: DNA binding. NCBI's taxonomy places the organism in Eukaryota, Metazoa, Mollusca, Bivalvia, Venerida, Veneridae. The transcript has 3 exons. Gene Ontology annotation, cellular component: heterochromatin. Gene Ontology annotation, biological process: rDNA heterochromatin formation.